AUGCCUGUUGUUGGAAUACCAAAAAGUCACAGUAAAUACCGUAAUCAAAAGACAUUCGAAAUAACUCCUGCUUUGUACAGAGUUAGAUCCCAAUACUUCAACCGUAAUCUUAUCGGAUUCUUUGCCGUUACAGCUAUCCCAUUAGGAGUUUAUUUAUACACAUGGAAAAUGUUGACUACCGAUGAUUUAUCAGAUAUUCCAAUUCCUCCAAUCUCCGACGAAGAAUUAUCCAAGUUGAAGAAAGAGUACUCUUCUAAAAAGUAG
Yamadazyma jaroonii is the source of this 264-nucleotide messenger RNA. The record is from the annotation of a GenBank genome assembly. Lineage: Eukaryota; Fungi; Ascomycota; Pichiomycetes; Serinales; Debaryomycetaceae.